This is a messenger RNA of Sphaerulina musiva SO2202, 3820 nucleotides long. Its product is annotated as RecF/RecN/SMC protein. Gene Ontology annotation, molecular function: ATP binding; protein binding; ATP hydrolysis activity. Gene Ontology annotation, biological process: chromosome organization. The coding region runs from base 70 to 3612 and encodes 1180 amino acids. NCBI's taxonomy places the organism in Eukaryota, Fungi, Ascomycota, Dothideomycetes, Mycosphaerellales, Mycosphaerellaceae. Gene Ontology annotation, cellular component: chromosome. The transcript has a single exon. The record is from RefSeq and is a predicted model, not a curated record.
CGACGCUGUCAACCAUGCGCGCCUGACGACUCGAUACGACAAUACAUCCACCCACGAUCCACCGCCGCAAUGCGCAUCACGGAGCUCAUCAUUGACGGCUUCAAGUCGUACGCCGUGCGCACUGUUAUCUCCGGCUGGGACCCCACCUUCAACGCCAUCACAGGACUGAACGGAUCCGGCAAGUCGAACAUACUGGACGCAAUAUGCUUCUGCUUGGGUAUCGGCAAGUUCGAGCUGCUGCGCGCAACGGGCGGCGCCAGCGAUUUGAUCUACAAGCGUGGACAGGCCGGCAUCACAAAGGCUUCGGUGACGCUGGUCUUUGACAACAGUGAUACCGCCAAAUCGCCCAUCGGCUUCGAGGAUGUGCCCAUCAUCAAUGUGACGAGGCAGAUCGUGCUAGGCGGCACGAGCAAGUACCUGAUCAAUGGACACCGAGCGCAGCAGCAGACGGUGCAGAACUUGUUCCAGAGUGUGCAGCUGAACAUCAACAACCCCAACUUCCUCAUCAUGCAGGGCAAGAUCACCAAGGUGCUGAACAUGAAAAGCACCGAGAUCUUGGGUAUGGUGGAAGAGGCAGCGGGUACGCGCAUGUUUGAGGACCGACGGGAGAAGGCUCUGAAGACGUUGGCAAAGAAGCAGACCAAGGUGGAAGAGCUCGAGGGUCUGCUGAAGGAAGAGAUUGAGCCCAAGCUGGAAAAGUUGCGUAGCGAGAAGCGCGCUUUCUUGGAGUUCCAGAGCACACAAAACGACCUGGAGCGGUUGACAAAGCUUGUGAUUGCCUACGACUACAUUCGGAGCAAGCAGAAGAUGGAGCAGAGCGCACAGGAUCUUGCUACCAAGAAGGAACGUGCUUCAGAAUUAGAGGACAGCGCGGAAAAGCUACAGCGGGAGAUUGGAGUGCUGGAGGAGGACAAGGAAAAGGUGCGAGCAGCGCGCGACAAGGAGCUGCGAAAGGGAGGCAAGUUUGCGAAGCUGGAAGAGGCCGUCAAGGAACAUUCCAUCGGCCUAGAGCGUUUAGAAACGAAGCUGGAGCUCAAGAAGGCGUCCAUGGCCGAGGAACAAGACCGCUUGCAGAAAGUGCAGAAGACUGUCGUGGAACUCGAGAAGCAAUUGGCGCAGAAGACGGAAGCUCAUCAGAAACUUCAACAGCAGUACGAGACCGCAAAUAAAGAGCUGGUCGAACAGAAGGCGGAAGUGGACAAAAAAGAGGAGCUGCUUCAGACAUUACAAACGGGAAUUUCUUCCAAUGCUGGUUCUGACGGUGGGUACGCUGGUCAACUGUCUGCUGCUCGUGAUAGUGCAUCGAAAGCAGGGACGGAGAUCGAGCAGUCGAAACUCAAAAUCAGCCAUCUCGAAGCCCGCAUCAAGGAGGACGAGCCACGCGCGAAAAAGGCCGAGAAGGAGAAUUCAGGGUUGCUCAAAGACCUGGGAUCCCUGCGAGCACAAGCCACGAAGCUACAGUCGCACCUCGACAAGCUUGGAUACCAACCCGGAAAAGAAGAAGAGCAGCAGCUGGAGAAGACGCAACUCGAGAAGCGCAUACGAGUAUUACAAAGCCAAGCUGAAGGUCUGCGGAGACAAGUCGCGGGUUUGGAGUUUUCAUAUUCAGACCCAGAGCCAAACUUUGAUCGGAGGCGUGUCAAAGGUCUGGUCGCACAACUUUUUCAGUUGCCAGAAGCUGCAACAGAGGCCAGUACGGCGCUUGAGAUUUGCGCCGGUGGUCGUUUGUACAACGUGGUUGUAGACUCUGCAAAGACCUCCUCUGCCCUGAUCGAAAAAGGCAAGCUCCGCAGACGAGUGGCAAUCGUGCCAUUAGACAAAAUCGAUGCUUCUCAAGCGGACUCGAAGAGAGUCAGUGCGGCCAAGCAGCUGUGUCCCGGAAACGUGCAUCUGGCAAUCAACCUGAUCGGCUACGAGCACGAAGUGGAGAAAGCAAUGGAGUAUGUCUUUGGGAACACCCUGGUCUGCGCAGAUGCUGCCACUGCUAAAAAGGUCACCUUCGACCCUGCUGUGCGAAUGCAAAGCGUGACUGUCGAAGGCGACACCUAUAAUCCGAGCGGUACGCUGUCAGGUGGAUCUGCAGCGUCCGGGAGCGGUGUGCUGCUAAAGCUUCAGAAGUUGAACAUCAUCACGCAAGAGCUGGAGUCGGAACAGGCGAAGCUCACUGCUCUCGAGGACUCUAUGGCGCGCGAUGCACAAAAAUUGAAAUCUGCGCGACAAUCGAAGCAGGAGUUGGACCUGAAGACUCAUGAGAUUCAGCUUGCAGAGUCCCAGAUUGCGAGCAAUUCCUCGAGUAGCAUCAUCGCAUCAGUCCAAGAGAUGAAAGCAACCGUAGCUGCACUGAAGAGCAAUAUCAUUGAUGCCCAAUCCCGUCAAACCGAAGCCAAUGCUGAAGUGAAGCGCGUUGAGAAGGACAUGAAGGACUUUUCUUCGAACAAGGGCGCGAAACUGGAACAGCUGCAGACUGAGCUUGACAAGCUCAGGAAGGCCCUUACGAAGACGCAGGCCUCAAUAAAGCCUCUGCAGCAAGAAGUUCGCAAUGCGAGCAUUGACGCUGAGCAGACUGGCGGUGAUCUCUCCGCCGCGCAAGAAGAACUCCAUGACGCCGAGACCACGCUCAAAGGCCAGCAAGAGGAGCUGGCUAUGGAUGAAAACGAGCAGAAGCAGAUACGUGAUCAGCAUGCACAAGCCGAGGCCGCACUCAACGAUGAAAGAAGAAAGCUGAGCUCGUUUGACGACGAGAUUGCUGACCUGGACCGCGCCGCGAAGCGUAAGAAUCAGCAGAUCUCGGAUGAAAAGAUUGAAGCGCAGAAGCUCGGCCAUGCCAUCGACAAUUUCGCCAAGGUCCAGCUAGGGGCACAGCAAGCCGUGGCAAAUCUCGAAAAGGAGUACGAGUGGAUUCUCGAGGAGCAAUCGUCCUUUGGCCGCGCAAACACGCCGUACAAUUUCCACGACCAGAACAUGUCGGAAUGCCGAUCGAACCUCAAGAACGUCACGGAACGCUUCACGGGCAUGAAGAAGAAAAUCAACCCUGCCGUCAUGGCCACGAUCGAUAGCGUGGAGAAGAAAGAGCGAGACCUGAAGAACAUGAUGCGCACCGUAAUUCGAGACAAGAAGAAGAUUGAAGAGACCAUCAUCACUCUGGACGAAUACAAGAAAGAAGCUCUGUUCAAGACGUGGUCCAAAGUCAACGAGGACUUCGGCCUCAUCUUCAAUGACCUGUUACCGGGCAACACCGCCAAACUGGAUCCUCCCGAAGGCAAGGAAAUCAGCGACGGUCUGGAAGUCAAAGUGUGCCUGGGCAAGGUGUGGAAGCAGUCGCUCACGGAAUUAUCGGGAGGGCAGAGAUCGCUCAUUGCCCUCUCCCUCAUCCUCUCGCUGUUGCAAUACUCACCCGCGCCCAUGUACAUUCUGGAUGAAGUCGACGCGGCGUUGGACCUCUCCCACACGCAGAACAUUGGCCGACUGAUCCGGACGCGCUUCCGAGGCAGCCAAUUUAUUGUUGUGUCGUUGAAAGAUGGCAUGUUUGGAAAUGCCAAUCGCAUCUUCCGAACGAGGUUCAUGGAUGGCACCUCGGUGGUGCAGGCAUUGACGCCAGCUGAUAUGAAAUGAUGAAGUGCUAGUGGAUUGGAGUUGAUUGGUAUACCUCGGGGACAAAGCCAUGUUUUGGCGUUGAAUGACAUUGGAAUGUUCAUAUCUCGUAGUCUAGUCUUAUUCAAAGUUCGACCUGUCGUCGCUGGGGGGAGGGGCAUCGCAAGCUCAUUAUGGAAAUCCCCGACAAGCGCUGAACUGCACAGAAUUGAUCCGUUGUACUGCUGCU